Dentiscutata heterogama is the source of this 1665-nucleotide messenger RNA. NCBI's taxonomy places the organism in Eukaryota, Fungi, Glomeromycota, Glomeromycetes, Diversisporales, Gigasporaceae. The record is from the annotation of a GenBank genome assembly.
AUGGACCCCUCGCUUUCAUCGUUAACCAGUCGUCGGCUUACUCCCGCUCAAAGUCGAAGUCAAGCACGUUCACGAAUACCAUCACCACAUCCAUCAAGGACUAAUUCUUAUUCAUUACCCGCAAAACAUAACGUUCCUAGUAAUCUAAAUGAUAAGAUAAGAGUAUGUGUACGUAAACGUCCACUCAGCAAGAAAGAGCUCACAAGGAACGAGAAAGACAUUGCUACCGUCAAUGGCCAAAGGACUGUUCUUAUAAACGAGCCAAAAAUGAAAGUCGAUCUGACCAAGUAUGUAGAACAACACACGUUCUUUUUUGAUGACGUGUUUGACGCUGAAGCCACUAAUGAAGAGGUAUAUAAACGGACCGCUUUACCAUUAGUAGAGUACAUUUUUCGUGGUGGCAAGGCCACUGGACAAACAGGGAGUGGCAAAACUUAUACUAUGCUUGACGAUAAACAAGGACUUUACGUUCUGGCUGCACGAGAUAUUUUUGCCUUAUUACAACAACCAGAAUAUAACCAUCUAGCGUCAUAUAUAGGGUUCUACGAAAUUUAUCAAGGACAACUAUAUGAUCUAUUGAAUCAAAGAAAGAAAUUAUUUGCUCGGGAAGAUGGAAAGAAAAAUGUCGUAAUUGCAGGACUUCAAGAAUAUUCCAUUGAUAAUGUAGAUAAUCUUAUGGCAGUGUUUGAUUAUGGAAAUACAGUACGAAGCACAGGUAGCACUGGUGCAAAUGAAGAUUCUUCUAGAUCUCACGCUAUUCUACAAAUAGUAUUAAAACAUAAAAAAAAUAGGAAAAAGUUUCAUGGCAAACUUAGUUUUAUUGAUUUGGCUGGUAGUGAACGUGGUGCUGACAGAGGGGAUGCAGAUAAACAAACAAGUUUGUUAGCUUUGAAGGAGUGUAUUCGUGCCCUUGAUCAAGAUAAAAGACACACUCCAUUUCGUCAGAGCAAAUUAACGCAGGUGUUGAAGGACUCGUUCGUUGGAAAUUCACGAACUUGUAUGAUUGCGACAAUAUCUCCAAAUAUUUCAAAUAGUGAGCACACUCUUAAUACAUUAAGAUACGCAGAUAGAGUUAAAGAACUUAAAUCGGAGCGAGAUCGUGCUGAACGUGUUGCAGCUGGUCUUGAAUUAGCAGCAAAUGAACUUAAUGGACUAACAGAUGAACAACGACAAGAAUAUUAUAAUAAAGCACGGGAAAAAAUGGCCGUAGAAGGUGAUUACGAAUGUUACGAAGAGACGUACGGAGACUACUAUGAAGAAGAAGAAGAGGAUCCGGUGUUUGAUGAUGAAGACUCUGAUUUCUUUGAAGAGGACUUUCCAAGUGAUGAAGAGCAAAAAGACAUACUUGAUGAAGAGUUGCCAGACGGCCUCGAUGAAGAGCUGCCAGAUGAUCUUGACGAUCUUGAUGAUCCAGAGGAAGAAUUUAACCAUAAUAAUCGACCUAUAGUUCCUAAUUCUGAUAUUUCAGGUUUAAAAAUUAACGAACCAUCAGAUUUUAGAACUACAUCAAGUAUCCCUCAUCGUCUGAAACAAACGCCCCCAUAUCCAAAUUCUCCAGAUCUAAAUUCACCGAUUCAUUUCCGACCUUCUAAUAAUCCUUCAUCAACCUUUACGACUCAAGAAAUAGAAGAUUUUUUGAGACGUCAUCGCUCGGCACUUAGAGAA